Eruca vesicaria subsp. sativa (arugula) is the source of this 309-nucleotide messenger RNA. Lineage: Eukaryota; Viridiplantae; Streptophyta; Magnoliopsida; Brassicales; Brassicaceae. The record is from the annotation of a GenBank genome assembly.
AUGAGGUACGUUGCGACUGUAACCAUACGGCGAGGAUUGUUAGAGCUUGGACUCGUGAAAAUCCCGGGUGGAGAUUCCUUGGGUGUAGAAGACGUCGAGUUGGGGGUGAGUAUGCGAAUUGCAAUUUUUCAGUGGUUUGAUUUAGAAAAAUCACAUGGAUGGCAACACCUGGCUUUACUUGAAGCGAGAGAUAUAAUUUUCGAGCAAAAAGAGGAGUUAGCAAAUCUGAGGAUCCAGCAUCACUUUGAUGUUGCUCUCACUGUUUUGGAGGUCAAUGUUCCGAGUCACGCCCCAUCAACCCAAGAUUAA